CCCUGCACUCCGGCUCGCCCCGCUUCCGGCCGGUCCGAAUUCCGCUUCCGGUCCGACGCUGGCGUCUUUGCUGAGGGUCACAUUGAGCAGCAAGCUGCUUCAGGGGCGUCUUUAGGAGUCAGCACCAUGGCAGAAGACAUUAAGAGCAAAAUCAAGAACUACCAGACUGCCCCUUUUGACAGCCGCUUCCCCAACCAGAACCAGACCAGGAACUGCUGGCAGAACUAUCUGGACUUCCACCGCUGUGAGAAGGCAAUGACUGCUAAAGGGGGUGAUGUCUCCGUGUGCGAAUGGUACCGGCGUGUGUACAAGUCCCUGUGCCCCCUAUCCUGGGUGUCAGCCUGGGACGACCGCCGGGCGGAAGGCACAUUUCCUGGGAAGAUCUGAACGGGCUCCGCUCCACUCCACUUCUCCUCUGUCCUCUUUGCUUCUCCCAGGGUGGUGAAGGGGGACCCAGGGACAUGGUGAUCCCCACCCUAGGAUCCUGAAUCAUGGCUUAAUAAUAAAUACUCGUUGGAAAAGUGUAA
Messenger RNA from Equus quagga, 527 nucleotides. RefSeq names its product cytochrome c oxidase subunit 6B1. Bases 127 to 387 code for a protein of 86 amino acids. The transcript is spliced from 4 exons. The record is from RefSeq and is a predicted model, not a curated record. Gene Ontology annotation, cellular component: mitochondrion; respiratory chain complex IV; mitochondrial inner membrane. Lineage: Eukaryota; Metazoa; Chordata; Mammalia; Perissodactyla; Equidae.